AUGGCUUCCCGCUCAUCAAACAGAAGGCUCAAGAAUGUCACCAAGUAUGUGCCUAUUGUGGUAGGCUCCAUCGCUCUUUUCCAAGGUAAAAAGGCUCUAGAGACUUAAACUCACAAAUGGUCUUGCUAUGUCAGAGGUCUUAAUGAGGAAGAUUUGUCUUACUUUAUCAAAAAGGUACAAUUCCAACUGCAUCCUUCCUUCAAAGAAGAACAAUAUAAAACAAUUGAGAAAUUCCCCUUUGAAAUAUGCUAAACUGGCUGGGGAGAGUUUGAUAUUGGUAUUAAGAUCUUCUUUGUCGACCCAGCAGAAAAACCUGUGGAAUUAGUCCACUUUUUGAAGCUACAGCCUUAUGAUGGCUAGCAGUAGUCGACAAAGAAGCCUGUAAUCAGUGAGAAGUAUGAUGAGAUUGUAUUUUUUGAGCCCACUGAAAAUUUUGCAUACAUUCUUGAUAAAGGACACAAUAGAAUGCCAUAAGCACUCUAGUCUGAAGCUAGGGGUAUUGAAGAUGUUGAUAUGACUGAGAACAGGCAAAACUAAAACGAUGAAUCCUCCUUAAUGAAAGAUGUCGCAGGUGAGAAGCCUUUAGCAAUUGGUACAGCAGCACCUGCAGGUGAAACUGAGGAAUCGAAAAAUGCUACAGCAAUGAAAGAAAAGUAAGACGAGAAGAACAAACCACUUGAUAGGAGAUAAUUUCUCUAGUACCAGUAGUAGUUUCCUGCAGAUGAAAGAGACCUUGAGACAUUGUAAGAGGCAUUGGAUUUCAUCAAGACUAUGGUGUCUCAAGCCAGAGAGGAGUUAAUUGAUUAUGAGAAGACUGUGUAUAAGAAUAGAUAGCAGGCCAAGGAAAUGGAUUUUGAGUCUUAUCAGUAAAUUGACAUCAAAGUAUAAAUUUAUCUAUAGGCUAUGCUGAAUCAGCUGAAUCGUCUGUAGCCCUAAGCAGCUUCAAAUGCUUCUUUUGACUUUAUGGCAACUGAUACCAAUUAUUAGCAGUUUAGUGAGUAUGAUUUUGAUCCUGCUGACAGACCCGCAAUUUAUCCUCAUCCCUCUUAUGGGAAGUAUACAUUCCCUGCCUAAGAAAUCUAUCAAAAGGAUUGGGAAUAUGCCUGUCCUAAGUUUUUAGCUGAGUAGCAAAACAGACAAGGGAAUCCCUUAUUUGCUAUUAAAUGGAUGCAAGGAGGCAAGAGAAUAUUAACUGGCACAUCUAAGGGAGAUAUAAUAACUUGGUAUGUCCCUAACUUUGAGUAUGAGAAGGCAACUUCAGUUCACAAGGAUAGAGUAUAGUGCAUGUGCUGGUCUAACAAUGAAAGGUUCUUGAUUAGUGGAGAUAAGAUAGGCAAUAUAGUCUACUGCGACAGUAUUCUAAAUCAAAGAAACAUGUUCUCAGCCUAUAACUAGGCAUGUGUGAGAGACAUCUCAUUUUCAGUAAGCUCAAUGAAGUUUCUAUCCUGCUCAGACGAUAGAACUGCCAGACUAUUUGAUUUUGUAACAAGUUAAGAAGAGAUAUGCUUUGAAGGUCAUGGUUCCGAUGUGAAGACCUGUGAUUGGCAUCCUUUUUAGUCGCUGGUAGUCACUGGUAGCAAAGAUAACUAUGUUAAAAUUUGGGAUCCCAAAUCAGGGAAGGAAGUCUAGAGUCUGUAAUGCCAUAAUAACACAAUUAACUAGGUGAGAUGGAACCCAAUAAAUGGAAACUGGCUAUUGACUGGCUCGAGAGAUUUAUCUUUGAAAGUAUAUGAUAUUAGAACAAUGAAGGAGUUCAAUGUAUUUUAGAGGCACUCUGAUUAAGUGACUGUGAUAGCCUGGCAUCCCUUCAAGGAGGAAUUAUUUGCUAGUGCCUCACAUAAUGGAGAGAUUAUUUAUUGGUAAGCUAACUCUGGCCAUCUGCAUACUAUAAGCAAAGCUCAUACAGCAAUGGUGUGGGGCAUGGCUUGGCAUCCUUAGGGUCAUAUGCUGGCGUCAACAAGUAACGAUCACAAAAUCAGACUAUGGGGAAGAAAUAAGCCAAAUGAGGAUAUUCCAAAGAUGCCACCUAAUAUUUCUUGA
Messenger RNA from Stylonychia lemnae, 2040 nucleotides. The record is from the annotation of a GenBank genome assembly. Lineage: Eukaryota; Ciliophora; Spirotrichea; Sporadotrichida; Oxytrichidae.